CAACAAUUCAUCCACCCUGUACAUCAUCACAAACCAUUGACCCUUCCCCAUUCCAUACAUCCCAUCCGUCAACAUGUCUCUCCUCCGCCUCAUCAGAUCUUUUCCCUCCCCCCUGCUUCACCGCCACCUCCCCCUCCGCACCCUAACCACCGCACCCCCCAAGAAGAAAGAAUGGCUCUGCAUCCUCCCCGACAAGCCCAACGUCCUCGACCUCCGCCUGCAAGUCCGGCCUACGCACUACGCGGAACUAAACCCCCUCAUCGAGGCGGGAAAGAUGGUCGUCGGCGGCGCGAUGGUCGACGCCCACCCGGAAGAGGGCAAGCUCCUUUCCUUCAAGGGGAGUAUGAUCGUGGUGACCGGGGAGACGGUGGAGGAGGUGCACGAGCUGAUCAACAAUGAUAUCUACGCCAAGAGUGGGGUGUGGGACUUGGAGAAGGCGCAGAUUAUUCCGUAUAUUUCGGCGGUUCGGGAGCCGUUGAAUAAGGAGUAGAGUUGGUUGGCUGAGGGUGCAGGGUUUUUGGGGCACUGAGCUUACUGGUGAAGGGUUUUUGGCGUAGUGUUUGGUACUUUCCGUGAGUGGCAUGAUCGAAUGCUUGAGGGAAGGUGUUGAGACUUGGGGAUUGGCUUUUCUCGUACGGGCCUUGGGUUCCACUUCUUCUGCUGAGACAGGGACAGUGCAGAUGCUAUACAGUCAUAUACCCUGCACACUAUAUUCAGAUGGGACCUCAUCCGAUCACAUGAGGAGCUUAGGGCCUACAGACGUGGAAUAGCCAUGGGGAAGGUUGUAGCUGAGCAAGUUCGGUAGAUGCGAC
Aspergillus japonicus CBS 114.51 is the source of this 812-nucleotide messenger RNA. RefSeq names its product YciI family protein. Bases 74 to 490 code for a protein of 138 amino acids. NCBI's taxonomy places the organism in Eukaryota, Fungi, Ascomycota, Eurotiomycetes, Eurotiales, Aspergillaceae. The transcript has 4 exons. The record is from RefSeq and is a predicted model, not a curated record.